GCUUCCCGCGGCUCUUUCCGAGAGUCCGCCGUGUGCCGUUCCUAGGCAACGGAUGAGCCUCUCCGCCAAUGGGAGGGCCGAAGCUGCUCCGCGUUCCAAGGUCGCUAGGCAACCCCGGCCCGGGACGUUCCAUAGUUGUAAACGAAGCUUUUUUCCCGGGCAAAGCGAUGCGCGGCGGGUCUUGUAAGCAGCGGCUGCUGAUUGGAGUGACCCUCGCAUCAGAAGACUGGAUAGGCGGAGGCAACAGAAGGAAGGGAGGGGCAGGCCUUAAUGAGUGCUGAGUCAUGGAGCCACACCCCAUGGCCUAUAUAAAGGAUCUGCUUUCUGGCAGUCUCUGAGUCAGGCAAAGUCGAACUUAUCUUGCUGAAGUCACUUACUGGUCUCCUGCCUGCUCUGAGGACUUUGCUAGGACUUUGGGCAGAGCUGCAGAGGCAAGCCUGAUUCGGAUUUCCCUGACCCGGCCGUCAGCGGAGGAGUGGGACACGACAGCCAUCUAGUGAUAUUCUGGAUUUUGGCUGCCCAGAACUGGCGGUACCCCUAAACCUCAACCACGGUUCGGCAUCCCUCAGAAGUGAUGAGACAGACGGCGGUCCCUCUGUCGAAGAAGUCCAGCCCCUGGUCCAAGGAUCACUGUAAUUUCCUGCUAGAUCGCAUUGACACUCAGCUCAGCUCCUUGCAGGGAUCAUCUGGACCAAGGAUCAAGGGAAGCAGUUGGGAUGCUCCUCAAGGCCUCGGUGAGAUUGAGGUCACUUCUAGAAGAGCAGAUCCAGGCAGGACAAAUGCAGGUGGGGACAGAGACGUGUCCUCUCGGGAGAUGGACUGCAGAGGAGAUGGACUUCUGCACCUCCCUGACUCAAAGGAGACCCCGAGUAGAUCAGAGUCCAUUUGCACCGAAGACUUGGCUGCCGAGUUCCACAAAGGUCUGGUGGAUCUGCUGCUGAGCUCUGAUGAGGAUGAGGCACCUUCUGGUCUUUCAUCAGGCCCCAGAGACGUGAGGCCACCCACAUCCAGUGCCACCGUCUUGUCCAAGAUGGCCGUUCCUGGUCCAACUUUAAGAUCUCUCCACCCUGUUUCGGAUCCUCUCCGAUCGGAGCCUACAAGCAAGCAGGUGCCAGCAGAAGCAUCCGUGGAGAAACAGAGCCAAGAAUUGUCUCCUCGUUCCAGAGGAGGUCCACUCCAGAGUCUUACUCAACAUGGAGUCAAGAACAUGGCGUCCCUAGGAGAAAAACGAUCUGCCCGUAGGCAAAACUGUUCUGCCAAGAGCUCCAGUGGAACGGAUAUAGGAAGGGGAGGCCAACCGUGGAAGAGGAAUCAUCACGCCAAGCUCCAGAGCUCCAGAGAAGAAGAGGCGGUCUCCAGGAAAAGUGGAUUCCUGGAAUUAGAGCGAGGAGGAAAAGAACUAGAACGAUCUUCCGAACCGAGACAGAACAUCACUAGAAGCUCAAAGUACCGGUUGGUCGUUGGAGAUCCUCUGUCGUCCUGGCAAAGGGCCAGAAGAACCACGUCAAAAAAUAGAGUCCCGCCAAGGAGAGCAGAGGUCAGCCACCCUGAGAAGACCUCAUCGGACCACCCAGGAGGAGAGCCCCUUGGAGGAUGCUGCAGAAAUCACUUGCUACCUCUUGAUGGAGAAGAUCAAGGGUUCCUCCUGCCUCGCUGUCUCUAUCCUCCGAAAGCCGAACUCCUUGGCGGAAAGGCGAGUCUGUCUCCGUCUGGACUGGGAACGGAUCCCGGAAUCGUUCAUGGUCCAAGAGAUGCUCAGAAGACUCCAGGGCUGGCCAGAAGACUCAGGGAGGCCUGGGUUGUUGCUUCGAGCCCUGAAGUCCAUGGUGAAAUUCCAGAGAGGAGAGAAACUGUUGGCCACAAUGUGAAGAUGAAGUCCUUGCUGCCACCAAGUGAUCCAUGGAGGUCCUCGAGCUCCAGCAUCUCCGAUGCAGAUGAAGAGGGGUUUGCACAGCUGACCGGCCAAAGCAGGAGGACUUCUGGCAACUUCAGGAGGUGGGCUCCCAACUGGAAGGAAGCCACAGCAGGAAACUACAAGCUAAACCAGCACAUGGCUCUGGAGCUGGAAAAUUUUCAGGAAGCCCUACAGGAGCGCCAGGAGCUGGCAAGGAGACUGGAGUUGCAAAUGGAGGAACAUCAGGAUAAAGUGGAGAAGGCCAGGGCUGAUUUGAUACUGCUGGAAUAUAAGCGGGAGAUCUGCCUGAAGGAAGUCGUGGAACUGGAGCAAGAGCUCAGCAUCCUCAGGCGGCAGGGCAGGCAGUACGGGGCCCUGCAGGUGGAGGUGUCUCGUCUGGUCAGUGAGCGAGAAGAGCUGAGGGACCAAACGCGCUGCUUAGAAGACCAGCUGUCUUCUCUGAAGCUCCAGCUGAAGAGUUCUAGAGCCAGGUUGUCCUCCGUGGAGGAAAUGGCCAGUGAGAAGACCGAGCAGUUUCAGAAGGCUCUGCUGUCCAGAAAGGAUCUGGAAAUUGCCAGGAUGCACGAGACCCUCGUAGGCUUGGAGGCGGAAAAGGAAGCGCUGGACGGCAUUGUCAGGCACCUAAAAGAAGAAAAACAGCAUCAGCUGAAGCAGCUUCAACAGGAGGCAUCUCUGGAAAAGGAGAAAGAGCUCUGCCAACUAAGAGAAGAGAUGGAGCUGCAGCAGAAGCAAGCUUUAGAAGAGUGUGCUGAGACCUCAGAAGUGGCUAAGGCCAGCGCUCUUAGGGAACAAGCUGCCACCUUCCAGAAGGAAAUUGAAAGUCUACAAAAGAUCCUAAAGGAGCGAGAGGCAGAAGCCAUCCAGCAGCAGGAAGCCAUGAAGAAGCAGGCAGUGGCCCUGAAGGUAGAAGCCAAGGAGAUGGUGCAGAACACGCUGCUCCAGGAGCAGAAGAAAUGGGAAACCAACGCCCAGGCAGCCCUACAGAUGCAGCGGGAAGUCCUGGGAGAACAGGACCGGAGGAGGCGGGCGGAUCUCCAGAGAGCCCUGGAGAAAGAAAGGAAACUCAACGGUGCUUUGCGGAAUGAAACGGCUGACCUCCGUCAGAAGAUCGAAGGCUUGGAGAACCAGACCCGUUUGUUGGAACAGGAGAAACAAGCCAGCUUGGAAGGACUCCAAGUUGGGCUACAGAAGGAAAAGGACGAAGCUCUCCAGAGGCUGCGAGAGGAGCUGGAGCAGGAAAGGAUGCAAGAAAGAGAAGAAAUGAAAAUGAAGCUACAACAGAUGGAAGAAGGUGAAAAACACCUACAAGCAGAAUGCAGCCGGAUGUCCCUCCGGGAGCAGGAAGCUCAGGCCCAGGCUGACCGAAUGGAUCUUUUUUGGGCCACUCAGAUCACCUUAGCAUGUCAGCAGCUGCAGGAGCUCCUUCCUGAGAAGGAAACCCUGCUACCUCACCUGUUGUGCAGGGGUGCCCUUCCUCUCUCCUCUGUCGCCGCCCUCCAGGCCCUGCGAGAGAUGACGGAAGAAAUUCAGAGUUACAUCCAGGACCUCAACCGUGAGCUUGAGAGUCAAAGGCAACGUAUUUUCCAGAUCCAGAGAGAGAAGGAGGUGGAGUUGAGGCAGCAGAAAGAACAGCUUCACCUGGAGAGCCAAUCCAUUCUGGAAGCCCUGAAAGAGCAACUGGUUCAGGAACACAUGACCGACAUCCUUGCCCUGCAGCGCAGCUGGUUGAAGGAAGGACAGGAGAAAGACAAGCCCAGGUGGGGCCCAUCACCCGAAGAGAGAGUUGGUGAGUUGCGUGCAGCCCAGAAGAAGGUGACUUGUGGGGAGGCAGAUCACACGCCCGUCAACCAACCGAAGGAGGAACUGGAUCUGGAACCAGAAGGACGUUUAACCAGCAGUUCCUGCAAGAAUCUGGCAACUCCUGGGUCAGAAGGAAGACACUUCUCUACGAAAUGGAGCCAAUGCCACCCAUCGGGCAUGCUCUGCUCCCCCUCUCUGGGCACCAGACGGAGCCUCCUGCCCAACCCAGGUUUGCGCCAUCAUUUGCAGAACCGGAUUCGGAAGCUGCGGGCAGAGAAUGGCGGUUAUUGGGGGGCGCAGUCUGGACACCCCAGGGAACUCCCGCAAAGUCUGGUCAAUUAAAUUAAAAAAAAGGAAAGUGCUUCAGUAUCGGACAAAACCCCUACCGCCCAGCAUGAAAGCUGGAACGCCCACUAAUGGGCGGUAGGGACCAGGUUGACGACCACUGCAGUAGUUGACGGACCCACACCACAAGACCCUCAACUGACACACCCACACCUGACACUUCCGGUUAUCAUUUGCCAUGCUGAUGCGGGGCAGUUCAGUGAAGCGCUGCCUAAUCCCUAGGAUACUUCAUCAAAUGUACUCAUUGUACACAACAAUGUGGAGUGACAACUAUCAGUUCUUUAGCUGGUUGGUGUUGGCCUUCCUAUGCAUCAAAUUCCUUCCAAGAACCUAAUGUGAUAUA
Molecule: messenger RNA, 4403 nt
Organism: Ahaetulla prasina
Lineage: Eukaryota; Metazoa; Chordata; Lepidosauria; Squamata; Colubridae
Exons: 23
Coding region: 575-4057 (1160 amino acids)
Source: RefSeq, a predicted model, not a curated record